UGUCACUAAGCUGAUCACUGAAGUCACCACCAAAAAGCAGCAAGCUUUAUUAGGGUUUAUAACUCGCAUAAUAUAGCACAUUUCGGCAUCUUCUAUCUCAAUUUUGUCACAGGCAGAGAUAAAGAGAGAUUGUAGCAAUGGUGAAGUAUUCGAGAGAACCUGAUAACCCCACCAAAUCUUGCAAAGCACAGGGAUGUGAUUUACGAGUUCAUUUUAAGAAUACAAGAGAGACUGCGUUUUCAAUUCGGAAGUUACAUCUGGCGAAGGCUAAAAGGUAUCUGGAAGAUGUUUUAGCACACAAACAAGCUAUCCCAUUCCGACGCUUCUGUCGUGGUGUUGGGCGAACUGCCCAGGCUAAGAGCCGCCAUUCCAAUGGACAAGGGCGCUGGCCUGUUAAAUCUGCAAAUUUUAUCCUAGAUUUGCUCAAGAAUGCCGAAAGUAAUGCUGAGGUUAAAGGUUUGGAUGUUGAUUCACUUUACAUCUCUCACAUCCAAGUCAAUCAAGCUCAAAAACAACGUCGCCGUACUUAUCGGGCCCAUGGAAGGAUUAACCCUUACACAUCCUCACCAUGCCACAUCGAGUUGAUUUUGUCAGAAAAAGAAGAAGCUGUUAAGAAAGAGCCCGAAACUCAGCUGGCGCAAAGGAAAACAAAGGGUCAAGCUUUACACAGUGGAGCAUCCUCCUGAAAAAACAGUAGAGCAAACACAAACAGUCUUGAUCGUGAUGCCUUGAGUUUGAUUCCUGAGAUGUUUGUUUAGAUGUUAAUUAUACUUGAUUAGACCGUUGGUGUAAACAGAAAGCGUGAUAGUUACCAUUGAAUUUUGAUAUUUGAUUGAUGGUACUUCAAUUUUACGCUAUUGGGUUCGUAACAUGUUAUUCGUGAAUGUGAUGAUGUGUAAGUACAGCAAAAACAUAUAGAACAACUCUUCAGUAGAUUGAUUGUCUAUGACACUAUAGAUGAUUUACUGAUGACGUGGUGGACUAGGUUUAUUUAAGAUUUUCACCGACUGAUGAUUACAAAUUUUAGUUAAUUCUGUUAUAUUAUUGAUAUUA
Messenger RNA from Mercurialis annua (annual mercury), 1053 nucleotides. Its product is annotated as 60S ribosomal protein L17-2-like. Gene Ontology annotation, cellular component: ribosome; cytosolic large ribosomal subunit. The record is from RefSeq and is a predicted model, not a curated record. Bases 138 to 686 code for a protein of 182 amino acids. Gene Ontology annotation, molecular function: structural constituent of ribosome. Gene Ontology annotation, biological process: cytoplasmic translation. Lineage: Eukaryota; Viridiplantae; Streptophyta; Magnoliopsida; Malpighiales; Euphorbiaceae. The transcript is spliced from 7 exons.